Molecule: messenger RNA, 1741 nt
Organism: Neocloeon triangulifer
Lineage: Eukaryota; Metazoa; Arthropoda; Insecta; Ephemeroptera; Baetidae
Product: tubulin alpha-3 chain
Exons: 5
Coding region: 96-1448 (450 amino acids)
Biological process (GO): mitotic cell cycle; microtubule cytoskeleton organization
Cellular component (GO): cytoplasm; microtubule
Molecular function (GO): GTP binding; structural constituent of cytoskeleton
Source: RefSeq, a predicted model, not a curated record
CAGAGCUACAAUAGCCGUGUUGCAUUACAAGGCACUGCUUUAGCAGCUUCAUCAGCCUAAUCGUCUCUUGUCUGAAGGUCUGCUUUUCUUUAAAAAUGCGCGAGUGCAUUUCCGUCCACAUUGGCCAGGCUGGCGUCCAGAUUGGUAAUGCCUGCUGGGAAUUGUACUGCCUUGAGCACGGCAUCCAGCCAGAUGGUCAGAUGCCUUCGGAUAAAACCAUUGGCGGUGGCGAUGACAGUUUUAACACCUUCUUCAGCGAAACCGGUGCCGGAAAGCACGUGCCACGAGCCGUCUUUGUUGAUUUGGAACCAACCGUCGUCGACGAGGUUCGCACUGGAACAUACCGCCAGUUGUUCCAUCCGGAGCAGUUGAUCACUGGCAAGGAAGACGCGGCUAACAACUAUGCUCGCGGUCACUAUACCAUCGGCAAAGAAAUCGUGGACAUUGUCCUGGAUAGAAUCCGCAAGCUGGCUGACAUGUGCACAGGUCUCCAAGGAUUCCUCAUCUUCCACUCCUUCGGCGGCGGCACUGGUUCAGGUUUCACUUCCCUACUGAUGGAGCGCCUGUCGGUCGACUAUGGCAAGAAAAGCAAACUUGAGUUCUCCAUCUACCCUGCCCCUCAGGUUUCAACAGCGGUGGUAGAGCCUUACAACUCGAUUCUGACAACACACACCACUUUGGAGCACUCAGACUGCGCCUUCAUGGUGGACAACGAGGCCAUCUAUGACAUCUGCCGCCGCAACCUGGACAUUGAGCGUCCCACCUAUACUAACCUGAACCGUCUGAUCGGCCAGAUAGUGUCCAGCAUCACAGCGUCGCUGCGUUUUGACGGCGCCCUCAACGUCGACCUGACUGAGUUCCAGACCAACUUGGUACCCUAUCCACGCAUCCACUUCCCACUGGCCACGUACGCACCAGUUAUUUCUGCCGAAAAGGCCUACCACGAGCAGCUGACCGUAGCCGAAAUCACAAACGCCUGUUUUGAACCGGCCAACCAGAUGGUCAAAUGCGAUCCCCGCCAGGGCAAAUACAUGGCCUGCUGCAUGCUGUACAGAGGCGACGUUGUGCCUAAGGACGUAAACGCUGCUAUCGCAACCAUCAAGACUAAGAGGUCCAUCCAGUUUGUUGAUUGGUGUCCUACCGGCUUCAAGGUGGGAAUUAACUACCAGCCCCCAACCGUGGUCCCUGGCGGUGACCUGGCCAAGGUCCAGCGCGCCGUUUGCAUGUUGAGCAACACAACUGCCAUUGCCGAGGCCUGGGCUCGUUUGGACCACAAAUUUGAUCUGAUGUACGCCAAGCGCGCCUUCGUGCACUGGUAUGUGGGCGAGGGAAUGGAAGAAGGCGAAUUCUCAGAGGCUAGAGAGGACUUGGCUGCCCUUGAGAAGGACUACGAGGAGGUCGGCGUUGACUCAGUUGAUGGAGAAGCCGACGAAGGAGACGAGUACUAGAGUUUCACUGCUGAAAGGCUCCGAGAAAGAGCACGGCAGUUCCAUUUUUAUACUCAUUUUUCAAAGUUAACAAUCCAUUGCAUGAACUUUAAUUCUACACACAAGCUUCUAAUUGUCUUUGGGUUUGUUUUGCAUUGCCAGCCACGCACGCACGUUUCAUGCAGUAAUGAUAAUGUGUCCCAUUUGCAUUUUAUUUAAAUUUUGGUGUUUUGUUUCUAAGCUUCAUGUUGCUGGACUUGCUGGUGACUUCCGAUUUGAGUGUUGUCAAAAAAAAAAAAAAAAAAAAUCAAUAA